AUGAUAGGAGUGGAAGAAAAUUUAAAAUAAAAAAGAGAAUCAUUUCGGUUUUAAAUUAGAAAAUAGAACCUGAGCAAAGAAUUUGAAAAAAAAAGAAUCAUCGAAGUAAAUAGAGUUGAAAACAACAAUUUUAAUUCAAAAAAUGAUCAAAUUUUAGAUUAAAUUAGAUAAAUAACAGAGAGAUCUAUGGAUUUGGAAUCUGUAUAAUAAUGCAUAUGUUUAAUUUUAAAACAUCAAAACACUAAGGAUAUUCUCAAAAAAACAUCAUUCCUGAAGGAUAUCAUAGUUAACCAAUUUUGUUCAAGAUAAUUUAAUGAAUAUACAUUGGUAGAUUAUCUCAGAUAUUUUGAUUGCUAAUUGCUUUUUGAUGAAGUGGCAUAUUUAUAUAUAAAGCAACAUGAAAAAUAGUUUAUGUUGACAAUUUCUUCAAUUUUAACUACCAAGAAUUAUUUAAAUCUAGCAAUCCUUGAAUUAAUUAUUAACAUUCUCUAAUCCUUAAUAAUUGACGACAUGUCUACAGUUAAAUUUUAUUUAACUUAAGAAGGUUAUGACUUUUUGGUAUAAUUUUAAAAAAUAGUUGAAUAUGAUGAGUUUCAGGUUUUGCGAACUAAUUUGAUCGAGUUUUAUUAUCAUGUGAUUAGAUUUUAUAGAAAUGAAAAUGUUUCAGAAAAUGAACUAAAUAUUUUGAAUAAUUUUUACUUUUCUGCUUUAAAUUUGAAGAAUCCUAAUGAAUAUUCAAAUUUAUUAUUCUUGUAUCUUAAAUCAGGAAAAAUGUAAUUGAAAUUACUUGAAAUGGAAAAUUUUGAUAUUUCAAAAAUAGAAUAAUUACCAUCCUAUUUAGCAAAUCUUAUAAAAUUAAGUUUUCUGAAAAAUGAAACAGAUUUGGAAUGCUCAAAAUAUUAUAUUGUCAAAAUAUUGGGACAUCUAUUUCGAUCUUUCCAACAACUUCAUAAUCCAAUUGAUAUUUUGAUUAAUAUGGGGUUGAUUGAAGUCUUAAUGAGGUUGAUAAAUGAGAGUUCUUGUAUAAAAACAUAAGGUUUGCUAAUUUUAAAAGAUAUUCUUGAUUCUGUACUUGAAAUUGACGAGUUGAUGAAUUUAAUAAGUCUAAAAUGUUAAUUUGAACAAUAAUAAACAACAAUAAUUUAAUGGCUAAUUGAUAGCGUCAAGUAUUAAGAAUAAAAUCAUAUAUAAAUUAUAUUGGAUGCCAUUGACAUCAUAUUACAAAGAGCAACCAUCAAUUAUAAAAUGGAACUCAUUAAUUAAGGGCUGUUAGAAAAACUUAUGGAUUUGAUUUAAAUGGACAUUGAUGUUCAGAUAUAAAUUCAGAUUAUAAUUGUUUUAGAAACUAUCAUUUCAGAGGGUGCAGAUAUUCCAGCAGAAUUUUUAUAGCUCUUAUUAAAAUCACCCAUAUGUAAGGCUUUAGAAUCAGUCAGCAAAAAGACAAAAAAUAAAAGCCUGUUUAUGUAAAUUGAUCAAUUCUUUACAAUAUUUGAAAAUAAUUUUAUGAACUUGUUCACAUGA
This is a messenger RNA of Paramecium tetraurelia, 1521 nucleotides long. RefSeq lists its product as uncharacterized. Lineage: Eukaryota; Ciliophora; Oligohymenophorea; Peniculida; Parameciidae. The transcript is spliced from 2 exons. The record is from RefSeq and is a predicted model, not a curated record.